Cutaneotrichosporon cavernicola is the source of this 1038-nucleotide messenger RNA. RefSeq lists its product as uncharacterized. The transcript is spliced from 7 exons. Bases 1 to 1038 code for a protein of 345 amino acids. NCBI's taxonomy places the organism in Eukaryota, Fungi, Basidiomycota, Tremellomycetes, Trichosporonales, Trichosporonaceae. Gene Ontology annotation, biological process: glycerol-3-phosphate catabolic process; carbohydrate metabolic process. Gene Ontology annotation, molecular function: NAD binding; protein homodimerization activity; glycerol-3-phosphate dehydrogenase [NAD(P)+] activity. The record is from RefSeq and is a predicted model, not a curated record. Gene Ontology annotation, cellular component: nucleus; cytosol; glycerol-3-phosphate dehydrogenase (FAD) complex.
AUGACUCGCGACAAGGUCUGCAUUAUCGGCUCUGGCAACUGGGGAUCUACCAUUGCCAUGAUUGCCGGCCAGAAUGUGCGCAAGCACGCCGACGCAUUCGACGAGCGCGUCCCCGUUUGGGUUUAUGAGGAGAUGAUUGACGGCAAGAAGCUCACCGACGUCAUCAACACAACCCGCCAGAACGUAAAGUACCUCCCCGGCUACGACCUCGGGACCAACGUCGAGGCCAUUCCCGACCUCGCCAAGGCCGUUGAGGGCGCGACUGCUCUCGUCUUCGUCAUGCCCCACCAGUUCCUCGACAGGUGUCUCGCCACGAUCGAGGGCCACAUUGCGCCUGGUGCCAGGGCGAUCUCGCUCAUCAAGGGUGUCGACGUUCACGGCGCAGACAUCCACAUCUUCGCCGACGUGAUCCAGGACCGCCUUGGUAUCCGGUGCUCUGCUCUGUCCGGGGCGAACAUUGCGUCCGAAGUUGCGGCCGGCCGCUUCUCUGAGACGACCAUCGGGUAUCGUAAGGGGUUCCAGGAGGACGGUGUGCUGUGGAAGAAGCUGUUUGAGACGCCCAAGUUCAAGGUCCAGCUUAUUGAGGACGUUAGCGGCGUGUCGCUUUGCGGAGCGCUCAAGAACGUUGUGGCUGUCGCGGCCGGUUUAUCUGACGGUCUUGGCUACGGGAAUAACACCAAGUCCGCGAUCAUGCGCAUCGGCCUCAUCGAGACCAAGAACUUUUGCCAAGAGUUCUUCAGCGACGUCCUCCCAGAGACGUUCCUCGAGGAGUCGGCUGGCGUCGCCGACCUCAUCACCUCGUGCCUCGGCGGCCGUAACAGAAAGACGGCCGAGGCAUUCGUCAAGACGGGCAAGAGCUUUGACCAGCUCGAGCGCGAGAUGCUUGGCGGACAGAAGCUGCAGGGCAUCCACACGGCCAAGGACGUGCACAUCUUCCUCGAGGCGCGCAACAGAAUCGGAGCGUACCCUCUGUUCGACAAGGUCUUCCACAUUUGCUGGGAGGACAUGGACGUCAACACGCUCACCGACGACCUGUAA